AUGACAGGACUCACUGAUGAUGCCGACUACGAUGCCGGCGAAAUGUCUGAGAAUGUACCAAGUCCGAUUUUGGGAAUUAUGCUAACUACUAUGGCAGAGGACUUCGGACAAGGUGCGUUCUACUAA
Protopolystoma xenopodis is the source of this 126-nucleotide messenger RNA. The record is from the annotation of a GenBank genome assembly. Lineage: Eukaryota; Metazoa; Platyhelminthes; Monogenea; Polystomatidea; Polystomatidae.